This is a messenger RNA of Papilio polytes (common Mormon), 691 nucleotides long. RefSeq names its product vesicle transport protein GOT1B. Gene Ontology annotation, cellular component: endoplasmic reticulum; membrane. NCBI's taxonomy places the organism in Eukaryota, Metazoa, Arthropoda, Insecta, Lepidoptera, Papilionidae. The record is from RefSeq and is a predicted model, not a curated record. The transcript is spliced from 6 exons. Bases 142 to 564 code for a protein of 140 amino acids. Gene Ontology annotation, biological process: retrograde transport, endosome to Golgi; endoplasmic reticulum to Golgi vesicle-mediated transport.
UCUUAUUUUCGAUUCCUAAAAUGACGUGGAGUAAUAGGUUAUAAAUUUGUUUUAUACCCUAUUUACUAUUUAAUUAGGUCAAUUUAAGGCCCUCAAGGGCCUGUAUAAUAGUGGAAUUCAACAUAAAUCCAAUUCACCAAUAUGAUUGAGAUAUCGGACACACAGAAAAUUGGCGUGGGCCUUGCGGGGUUUGGUAUGACCUUCCUGUUCCUUGGGGUUCUCUUGUUGUUUGACAAAGGUCUACUAGCUAUUGGAAAUAUUCUCUUCAUAAGUGGUCUAGCGUGUGUGAUAGGCCUGCAACGGACAUUUUUCUUUUUCUUCCAACGGCACAAAAUCAAAGCAUCGGUGGCAUUUUUUGGUGGCAUCACAGUGGUGUUGCUAGGCUGGCCGAUGUUUGGCAUGAUAGCUGAGAUAUAUGGAUUUCUUUUAUUAUUCAGAGGGUUCCUUCCUGCGGCAGUUAAUUUCCUCAGAAUGGUCCCAGUGUUAGGGUCGCUGCUUAGUUUACCUAUUAUAAGAGGGAUCGUAGACAGAAUAGCGGGCGACAACGGCCGUAAUAUGGUAUGAUAUAGUGUUGCCAUAUGAAAAAUAAAGACUUACGAUGAACCAACAUUAUGAAAAUACUAAACCUAAAGUUUGAAGACAUUCCAAGAAUUUGCUAAAUCCGAAUUUAAGUCAGUAACAAUAAAAUUAA